CAAAUAAUUCAUUACAAAAAAAUAAGAAAUAAGAACAUCUUAUAAAUUAUCAUUCCUAUUCUCUUUUGCUACAUGAGUUUGUGUAUUUUUUUUUUUAAUUUUUCCGGGAGAGCCAAACCCAUGCAUGAUCCAAAAACUUACAGAUAUAUCUUGUUUUGUUCAUUCCAAAUCUGAUGCAGGGGUGAAAUCGGCUAAGCUGUAGCUGAUAGUUGACUAUUAUUUUUUUGACUAUCAAAUUUGAUCGUUUAUACUUUUGUUUUGAAAUUAUAUUUUUUUCUCAAAGCUUGGUAUCACUUCAAAAAAAAAUAUACUUCAAACUUGAAUUUUGUGUCAAAUUGUUAUUUAUUUAAUAAUAAACAACGAAGAAUUUGAAUAUCAAAAAAAUAGUCGGACAAAAAUGGCGCAAGCAAGUAAGGCACAAAUAAAAAUGUUGACGUCUUUCAUGGAGCAGAAUACAGACGUGGCCAAAUCCUUCUCUCCAAAGGGAAAUAAUUACAAGGAAUCCCACAAAAUGCUGUGGGAAAAACUUUCAAAGACAUUAAAUGCAAACGGACCACCAACUAAAUCCACACGAGAGUGGAAAAGGAUUUGGACAACGCGAAAGUAUUCCGUAAAAAAAAAACUUUUACAGAACCAAAAAUCCUUAAAAGAAACCGGAGGAGGCCCGUUUAUGGAGUUACCGUUAGACACAAAUGAAGAAACUAUUGUAAAAGUUUGUGGAAUUAAGGCAGCAAUAGCGGGGAUAAGUGGUGUUUCAAGCUGUGGUGGUGAAGACGAAAAUGAAGAAAUAAAAAUUCUAUUAUCAGAUAAAAUCGGAUAAAAUAAUAGCCCAACAACCAACUCGUAAUUCUACAACUCCAACUACAACUAAUUCAAUAGAGACUCCAAGCAUGAAUAAACAUGAAAGGUCAGCACUGAAGAGUAUAAACGAGCCUCAAAUCGAGCAGUCUGUCCUUCUUGCGCGAAAACAGGUGGAGCUACAGGAGAAGUUCCUGACUGUGCAAACAGACAUACAAGCUGUACUUGACUCCAUGAAGAAGUCAAUUGAUGGUGUCAAUGAAACCUUGAAAGCCCUUUGCACGGUCAUUGCAAAUAAUGGCAGUGAUCGCUGUCCCUAAUGUCUGAAGAGUUGCGGUUUGAAAAAAAGCUUUAUUUUUGGCUACUGCCAAAAGUGAUAUGAACAUAUAUGUAUGUAAGGUAUAACUCUGUGACCCGUUUUCCACCCUCUCGGAAGAAGAUAUUGGGAUAUUUUCUGGGUAUGGUUUUCUACUGUCCACGCAAAUAUUGUGCAUGGCCAUUAGUGGAGUUUUUGAAUAUAUAUAUGCAUUACUUAUAUUAUAUGUUAUAUUUGGCUUUAUUGAAUUAAAAAACAAAAAAGAUUAUUAAAAGUUCUCAAAACAGAAAAGUUUCUUAUUUUAUAAAUUUGCAAUGGUC
This is a messenger RNA of Eupeodes corollae, 1434 nucleotides long. RefSeq lists its product as uncharacterized. NCBI's taxonomy places the organism in Eukaryota, Metazoa, Arthropoda, Insecta, Diptera, Syrphidae. Bases 398 to 820 code for a protein of 140 amino acids. The record is from RefSeq and is a predicted model, not a curated record. The transcript is spliced from 4 exons.